Pelmatolapia mariae (spotted tilapia) is the source of this 1134-nucleotide messenger RNA. Its product is annotated as pepsin A-like. The record is from RefSeq and is a predicted model, not a curated record. Lineage: Eukaryota; Metazoa; Chordata; Actinopteri; Cichliformes; Cichlidae. Gene Ontology annotation, molecular function: aspartic-type endopeptidase activity. Gene Ontology annotation, biological process: proteolysis. Bases 1 to 1134 code for a protein of 377 amino acids. The transcript has 8 exons.
AUGAAGUGGGCCUUUGUUGUGUUUGCCAUGGUGACACUGUCUGAUUGCCUUGUUCAGAUCCCUCUGCAAAAGGGUAAGAGUGCCAGGGAGGUCUUGGAGGAACAGGGUCUAUGGGAGGAGUAUAGGCAAAAAUACCCAUACAAUCCCAUGGCCAAGUUUGAUGGGAUCUUUGCUGUGGGCCCUGAAUCCAUGACCAACGAUGCUGGUUUGUCUUACUAUGGAGUCAUCUCAAUUGGAAAUCCUCCUCAGUCCUUUCAAGUCAUCUUUGACACUGGCUCAUCUAACCUGUGGGUUCCCUCCAUCUACUGCAACAGUGCACCCUGCAAAUGGUAUGAAAAAGAACCAAGAAAUUACCUUCAAAUAGUACAGUACUUGAACAAAUGUACUUACUUUCCACCACUGGUUUUCAAAUUCUGUACUGGCUUCAUCUUUGGUUGGCAGGUUGGUGGUCUGGCUGUGACAAACCAGAUCUUUGGUUUGAGCCAAACUGAGGCCCCCUUCAUGCAGUACAUGCAGGCUGAUGGUAUCCUUGGUCUGGCCUACCCAAGUCUGUCUGCCUCUGGUGCGACACCUGUGUUUGACAACAUGAUGAAUGCGGGCUUGAUCGACCAGAACCUCUUCUCCGUGUAUCUGAGCUCUAACACCCAACAAGGCAGUGUGGUGACCUUUGGUGGUGUUGAUAUCAAUCACUACUCUGGUUCCAUCACCUGGAUUCCUCUCUCCAGUGAACUGUACUGGCAGAUCACAGUUGACAGUGUUACUGUUAAUGGUCAGGUUGUGGCUUGUAAUGGUGGCUGUCAGGCUAUUGUGGACACUGGAACCUCUAUGAUUGUUGGACCUCAAAGCGACAUUGAUAAUAUCAAUGCCUGGCUGGGAGCAAUUAGCCAGAAUGGAGAGUACUUGGUCAACUGCAACUACAUUGGCCAAAUGCCUGAUGUGACCUUCAACAUCAAUGGACAGCAGUUCACUCUCCCAGCCUCUGCCUACAUCAGUCAGUCCCAGAACUAUGGCUGCCUCACUGGCUUCAGUGGUCAAGGUAGCAACCUGUGGAUCCUGGGCGAUGUCUUCCUCAGACAGUACUAUUCCAUCUUCGACAGAGGCCAGAAUAUGGUGGGUCUGGCCAAGGCUAGAUGA